This is a messenger RNA of Nicotiana attenuata, 1509 nucleotides long. RefSeq names its product 2-methoxy-6-polyprenyl-1,4-benzoquinol methylase, mitochondrial. Lineage: Eukaryota; Viridiplantae; Streptophyta; Magnoliopsida; Solanales; Solanaceae. Gene Ontology annotation, cellular component: mitochondrion. Gene Ontology annotation, biological process: ubiquinone biosynthetic process. The record is from RefSeq and is a predicted model, not a curated record. The transcript is spliced from 8 exons. Gene Ontology annotation, molecular function: methyltransferase activity. The coding region runs from base 146 to 1024 and encodes 292 amino acids.
ACAAGUUUCCCUCAAUAUUCUUUGUUUAGGCGGUACCAAAAUUCUCAAUUUUCUUCCUGCUUUUCUGGCUUCAUUGAUUCUUCAUUUUUUCUAUUAAAAAAGGCGUCGGUUUUUAGGCUUUUUUACUUCAUUUUUUUUAUCAGUCAUGGCGACGUUGGUACGAUCAGUUGCCCGUAGUUUGAGGAGAAAGAACUUGUCCUCAAUGUAUUGCCCCACCUCCACAUUGCACUCUCACGCCACCAGUUUUGGUUUUAAGGAAGUACCAGAAGAAGAAAAGAGCAAGAUGGUUGGGAAUGUCUUUACCAGUGUUGCUUCAAACUAUGAUCUCAUGAAUGAUCUAAUGAGUUGUGGACUGCAUCGUUUGUGGAAGGACAGAUUGGUUUCGAAGUUGAAUCCAUUUCCGGGAAUGAAGCAUCUUGAUGUGGCUGGUGGAACAGGGGAUGUUGCUUUCAGGAUCCUUGAAAAUAUUAAAAAUGUCAAACGCAGAGCUAUGCAAGAUGCUCUUGAUGAUGACCUGAUUGAAGAUACUAGAAUUUAUGUGUGUGACAUCAAUGCAAACAUGUUGGGAGUUGGUAAGAAGAGGGCCGAAGAGAGAGGUUUUGGACGGGAGAAGUCUCUCGUUUGGGUGGAGGGAGAUGCAGAAGCCUUGAGCUUCGAAGACAACUCAAUGGAUGGUUACACGAUUGCUUUUGGUAUCCGGAAUGUUACACACAUAGAGAAAGUUCUUGCAGAAGCAUAUAGGGUGCUUAAAAGGGGAGGAAGGUUUCUUUGCCUUGAACUAAGCCAUGUCGAUAUCCCAGUUUAUAAGAACUUGUAUGAUGCCUACUCAUUCUCGGUCAUCCCAGCAGUUGGUGAGCUAGUAACAGGUGACCGAGAGUCUUACCAGUACUUGGUUGAGAGCAUCCGCCGAUUCCCUCCACAGGAGGUGUUUGCCAAAAUGAUUGCGGAAGCUGGAUUUCAAAAGGUAGAAUACGAGAACCUUGUUGGUGGAGUUGUGGCAAUUCAUUCAGGGUUCAAGUUUUAGAGUCGUUCUCAAAUUUAACGUGGGACCGGUUUUGACCUUCAUGGUACCUGGAAGAUCUCACGAAAAAAUAGUUUAAGAUUCACGGUUUGAUAGGUCCUUAGCCAAAUAGAUGCAAAUGGACAAAGACGGAAUUCAGCGUAUUCUAAUAUGUUUCUGGGAAUGGAUAUGCUUUUGGGAGCAGCAUGGCCUUUCUGGUGAACUGUUUCAAAGAAUAUAGUAGCUUACAACAAUAUUACGUAAUUUAUAAGUUUGUGACUUCAUAGGAGUAAUUUUCUUCUGCUUGAAACUAGCUUCAUCAAGUAGAUCUGAAGCUCAGUUUGAAUAAGUUAGUUGGCUAUUAAAGUCAACAAUGCAUGGUGUUGUAGCUUGAUUAGUUAAACAUCAACACAAUUUGUAGUUUAAUUCACAAUGAAGAUUGAAGAAUAUACUAUGGAGUUGCUUCCUCGUAAACUAUAUUCUUACAACUUGUUUGGAUGCUUGUUACC